Molecule: messenger RNA, 1152 nt
Organism: Dryobates pubescens (Downy woodpecker)
Lineage: Eukaryota; Metazoa; Chordata; Aves; Piciformes; Picidae
Gene: FABP5
Product: fatty acid binding protein 5
Exons: 4
Coding region: 178-582 (134 amino acids)
Biological process (GO): fatty acid transport
Cellular component (GO): cytosol; nucleus
Molecular function (GO): fatty acid binding
Source: RefSeq, a predicted model, not a curated record
GGGGCUCGGCGGGGAAGGGGCCGGGGCGCGGCGGGCGCCCCAUUGGCUCUCCCCGGCGGCACAUGUCGCCGGCUCCGGCUAUAAAGGUUGGCUGCGGCCCCGCUGCAGCCCGUUCUCCUACCUCUGCGCUUCCCUAGGGACACUGCCAGCCCCAGCGCCGCCGCCGCCGCCGCCGCCAUGGCCAUCGAUGCGUUUUUAGGCAAAUGGUGCCUCAUCUCCAGCGAGGGCUUCGAGGAGUAUAUGAAGGAACUGGGUGUGGGUAUGGCCAUGAGGAAAAUGGGGAGCAUGGCCAAACCAGAUGUUUACAUUAUUAAGGAUGGAGACACAAUCACUGUCAAAACAGAAAGCACCUUCAAAACUUCACAGUUCAGCUUCAAGCUUGGUGAGAAAUUUGAGGAAAACACAUUAGAUGGCAGGAAAACUCAGACGCUUGUCAGCUUAAAAGAUGAUGGCUCAUUGAUUCAGGAGCAGGAAUGGGAUGGCAAGAAGACCAUAAUAACACGGAAACUAGUGGAUGGACAGCUGGUGGUGGAAUGUGACAUGAAUGGUGUCAAGUGUGUUAGAGUCUACCAGAAAGCGUGAGGACACCACUGUGUUCAGUAGGACCUUGCUGCAAAGAACUCAGUUCAGUGGACAGAGCUCCUCUACACUCCAUGUUUUCCUUUUCCCUGUUUUCUAGUAUUUCAAUGGACUGAGUAGCUGAGUGCAAUCCUUUUUAAAAGCCGUGAUGUAACUAUUAUGUAACUAUUCUGAACUUACAAGGCUAUUAAAUAAAAUGUCAAAUGUAUGAAGUGGAAAUGUUGUUACUGCAGUGGAAUUGCAAAGUGAGGUUUUAGAGAAACUCGGUUUGGUUUUAGGCUCUGCGGCAAACUGCCUUCAGAUCAACGUAAUGCCAUGCAUGGCAAUAAACAGCUGAUUCAGUGAGCUGGAUUUUAACCAGCAUCCUUAACUGCUGAGGUAGGAAGACCUGAAGGAGAAAAAGUAUUCAGAGUUCAGGCUCUAGAGUGGUCUCUAUGUCACAUCUUACAAAGUAAAUAGAAUGGGGUGAGUAAGAGAGCAGCUUUGGUGGUGUUUAAGUAGAGGAAUGUAUUUCCAGAGGUUAGCUUGGGUUUUCUUAUUUCAAACCCACAAAUUCCUUACCUGAAAAAAAAA